AUGUCCAACGCUGGCAACGCGAGCGUGCUGCACGUUGGCCCCAUGGUCACGGGCAAGGAAGAGAAGGAGAAGAUCAUCUUCAAGCGCCGUCUCGAUGCGCUCGGGCUCAAGGGCCUCCCGCGCCACAUCACGGCGCAGAUGCAGCACGUCGCGGUCGCCAAAGCCGAUGCGCUCGUGCGCUUGGCCUCGUCCAACCCAAUGACAGCGUCGUCGGCCUCAUCGUCCAAGCCCCUAAUGAAGACAGCGUGGAACUACGUCAAGGAUAAGAACGGCGUCAUGCUCUACGAGGGCCUCGCCGAGACGGGCGAGUACAUGGUCAAAGCCACGGUGAACGCGUCCAGCAGCGUCGCCAACGCGGUCGCGCAGCUCCGCCUCGACAGCACCGAGCUGCUCAACCAAACCUUGAACGCGCUCGGGAAACCAGCGUUCUACACGGGCGACCACAUUCUCAGCGUCAACUGCGACCCGCUACCACCGUUGCAUCUCGCGUGGAUGGCGUGGUCGACCGAAGGCGUCGAGAUCAAGGACUUUGUCUUUAUGGCGCAUGCACAGCUCUUCGCCUCUCCGGCCAACCAAGCGAUGCCACGUAUUGGCACCAUGGUCUGGGAGUCGGUCGACGUCGUUGCCGCCAAGUACCCGAACGCGACGCGCAGUCUCUUCAAACACACGGGCAUCGUUGUGACGGCCAGCGACGACGCCGACGACGAGAACUGUCAGAUUUCGCUAGUCUUUUGCCUCGACAAACACACCAAGCGACUCAAGUGGAUGCAAGCGUUCGCACUCAACUUCGUCGCGAGCCUCCGGACCGCGUCGGCCGCGCGCGUCGCCGUCGCAACGACCGCCGACUUUGGCGACGAGAUGCACUGCGGCGUGUGCCUCAAGACCUUUGGCCUCUUUCGCCGGCGGCACCACUGUCGGAUGUGCGCGCAUGCCAUUUGCACGCAGUGCUCGACCACCGUGAUGCUCGACCAGGUCGGCGAGAAGGGCCGAAAGGGCGUGCGCGCGUGCCUCCACUGCGCGUCGCGGCCCAAGCAGCACCGCGUCGUCCGCUCCCACGUACAGAGCGACGACACGACGUCGCCGAGAAGCGUGCACUCGCAGCUGGUCUCGCCCGAGAGCGAGUUCUCCCACCUCUCGUCCGUCAACAACAACAACAGCAGCAGCAGCAGUGGCAACCUGCGCGCGACCGCCAACAUGAGUGCGAGCAGCAACGGCCCGCUCCCGCGCAAGGCGUCGGACCAGUCGCUCUUUGGCACCGACCGCGGCCACCGUGCUGUGACCGCCAACUCUGCAACAAGCAGCAACAACAGCAGCAGCAACCCAGGACUCCGCGAGUCGACGCGACUGCCGGCGCGACGCAUGUCGGGCGGCGUCUCCAACCCGUCGCUAAGCUCGCUCUCCACCACAGCCACGAGCACCCUCCACAGCCAAAGCGGGAGCUACCAAAACGUGCUGGACGCGCUCGAGCCCGAGCCGAGCUUGUCGCGGCACCCGAGCGCGCCCCGGAUCGCACCGCCGCCGCCGCUCUCGCGCCAGUCGAGUGGCCAGCGCUCCGAGGCGUCAUUUUCUCGCCACGGCAGCAUUCCGCGCCUCGUGCCCAAGCCGCGCUCCGAAGUCGGCGUCGCCCGCGCCCCGCGGCGCCCGCACUCGAGCACCCGCGUCAACAAGGCCCCGGCACCCGUGGUGCGCGAGCGCGUCGGCCAGCACAUGAUCCAGCUGAUCGAGGACGAGGGCGGCAUGAUCAAGCUCGUGAACCCGCUCAAUAUGUUCAACGAGCACGCCGAGAUGGAUGCGAUCGACUCGCUCAUUGCGCCGCCGCCGCCGUCCGACUUGAUUCCGCUUCUGGAAGAGAACCUCUCGGGGGAUACGUUGGCGACGCUCGGUUCGCGGCCAUCGGACCUCGCGUUCCGCCCGACGUUUAUUAGUGUCACGAGCGACACGGAGUUUUAA
Saprolegnia parasitica CBS 223.65 is the source of this 1950-nucleotide messenger RNA. RefSeq lists its product as hypothetical. The transcript is spliced from 2 exons. Gene Ontology annotation, molecular function: metal ion binding. Bases 1 to 1950 code for a protein of 649 amino acids. The record is from RefSeq and is a predicted model, not a curated record. Lineage: Eukaryota; Oomycota; Saprolegniomycetes; Saprolegniales; Saprolegniaceae.